Messenger RNA from Penaeus monodon (black tiger shrimp), 1071 nucleotides. RefSeq names its product G patch domain-containing protein 4-like. The record is from RefSeq and is a predicted model, not a curated record. NCBI's taxonomy places the organism in Eukaryota, Metazoa, Arthropoda, Malacostraca, Decapoda, Penaeidae. The transcript has 3 exons. The coding region runs from base 203 to 892 and encodes 229 amino acids.
GAGCAAAAACUAUCAGCAAGAUGAAUAGUAUAAUGGUUUUGUUAAGGGUGGGACUCUACAUAAAUCAGAAAUAUUGAAAGAUUCAGACAGUGAUUCAGAUGAAUCUGUAGAACGUGAUUUGUCCCACAAACUUACAGAUGAGGAGUUGUUUAAGCUCUGUGGAGGUCGUACAGCGCACAAAGGAGCACGUCAUGGCCUGAGCAUGUCAGCCAAAUUAGCAAGAGUGCAAGAGCAAGAGCAAAAGCUGAUGGAAAAGUGGAAAAACACAGAAGAAGAACCACACCAGACUGCUGACAGAGAAAUGUCAAACAGUCAGGAAGAGAAGAAGAAGAAAAAGAAGAAGAAAAAAUCAAAGAUGGAUACACAGAUGGAAGAAUCACUCGUCACAGAAGAGGUGGAAGUUCCAGAGGAAGAUGUAUCACUUGCUGCAGUUGGUGAAGGAGCAGAAGGGAAAAAGAAGAAAAAGAAAAAGAGCAAAGACAAAGACCCCUCAGAAAAUGAUGGGAUGGAUGAGACCGUAAGUAGCAUACCAGAAGAGGAAGCCGAGGGAACUCACAAAACCAAAAAGAAGAAAAAACAUGAUAAAGGUAGACAGAAUGAAGAAUGCCCUCCAGUUGCGGAAAUCAUCACAGACAUUCAGGUGAAAAAGAAGCACAAAAAAUCAAAGUAUGUCCAGAGAGAUCCUGAAGAGGAACCAAAUUUCUAUGAGAAAGAAAAUAUGCAAGCAGAAGUAAAUGCAAAAGUUCAAAGCAGUGAAGAUGAAAAAAAGACAAAGAAAAAGAAGAAAAAGAAACAUCAUAGAGAAUUAAGUGAAGACCAAGAAUUAAGUAAUAGAGAAGAAAGUAAUAAACCAAAAAAGAAGAAGAGAAAGAAAGAAAGAAAUGUAGAGUAACAAAAUAUAACAAGAAAUUAUUGGGCUUUUUUAAUAAAAUCAUUAGAAGUACUGAUUGUAUUUUGCAAAGCACAGAUUUCAUGAAUAACAUUAACCAUUUCUUUUCACAUUAAGGUAUCAUUCAUUUAUCACACAUAUACAAGCCUCAUCAUUAGAAUAAAAUUUAGAUCCACAUCCCA